Messenger RNA from Gloeophyllum trabeum ATCC 11539, 1308 nucleotides. RefSeq lists its product as uncharacterized. The record is from RefSeq and is a predicted model, not a curated record. Lineage: Eukaryota; Fungi; Basidiomycota; Agaricomycetes; Gloeophyllales; Gloeophyllaceae. Bases 1 to 1308 code for a protein of 435 amino acids. The transcript is spliced from 4 exons.
AUGUUGCUCAUCCACCUCCCGCCCGAAACGCUUUACCAGAUCGCUUGCUCCUGUCCUGGCCGCCAGGACGUUGUGUCCCUCGCCUUGUCAUGCAAGUACCUGUAUGAAAUCGCUUCUCGUGGGCCUCUGCAAUAUUUCGAUAUACGCAGUCGAUUACAAAGCCCUGCCCUGUGGUCGCGAUUGAGCGAUCCUGAUAACUUAAAAGCUCAUCUGGUCCACUCCCUGACUAUCCUACACGAUUUUUAUGGAGACGAUGUAAAUGCCUAUCUCGUGAACGAGGACGUUCCGGUGCAAGAGCGCGUACCAGAACAGUAUCGGCGGGAGCCCGAUACAUGGCUGGUCAAAUACUCAAGCAUUGAAGAGCUUCGCAAAGACGAAAGGGCGCUGAUAUCGGCGUUGAAGCGCAUGGUCAAUUUGCGAAGAUUCCGAUGGUUCCGAUACUAUUCUCCUGAAAGUAAGGGAGAAUGGGACCUUUGGCGGACUAUAAAUGAGCUAGGAAACGUCGACGAAAUAGAUAUCGUAGACCUACUGCCGGCGCCGUGGCCGGGUGUCACCUCCUUCGAGUUGCCAUUUAUUGUUGAAUCACCGUCGUUCUGGUCCUUGCGAGGUGUGACAUCCUUCACCUUCCGCGCGGAUGGACCGGAGCGGGAUGGUUCCUCGGUAGACCUGACCCCUAUGUAUCAGAUGCUGGUCGAUUGUCCUCACCUCAAGAAUCUCUCUAUGGAUGUGGGCGUCUUGCUUGUCCAAAGUGCCGAUAUGUUGCUACAGCAUGGUACUUGGCCGAACUUAAGCUCCAUCCGAAUGUUUGGAUUUACCUGCUACCUUGCGAUCAUUACCCAAUUUCUGAAUCGCCAUCCGGCCCUCGAGCAGGCCAAGCUUCCGCACCCGCAAGUUGUAUUACCGUUGGAAGACUGCAUGCUUUCCGAUGGGGCCCUCCCAAAUCUGUCAAGUCUCGAGUAUCAGGCCGGAACGGCUGCGGCCAUUCUUCAGAAUCCCACAGCUGCACAGAACCUCCGGAAUAUUGCGGGUAUAAAUUUGCGGGAUAUGUGUCGGCUGGAAAAACGUAACGGCGAUCCGUGGGACAGAGUGCUCGCUCUGUGGAGAGCGCAUCUGAUCGAGGGGAUAAAGAUGCGGCCGUCCAUCUCCUCGCUCAAGUUGCUCUCAUAUCAACCUUCCUAUUUGCUGAAGCUUGCUGGGCUGGCGCCCCAGCUGACUGAGUUGGACCUCGACCUAUUUGAGGAUGAUUUUGAUCCAAACCCAUUGACGAACUACAUCACCGAAUGCUCACCGAGUGAGGGGGACACAUAG